CAUUCGUUAAAUCACAGACUGGUGGGUGGUUUGGAUUGAAAAAUGAUCUUUUUGUGGUUGUUUGUCAGCUACUGCGGUUACAUGGAGCGCUUCAUCAACUCCCUGCUGCUCUCCGUCUUCUAAAAGGCACUUAACUGAAGCCUGACAAUGCAUUUGGCAUCCACUGUUAAAAAUAGCCCUAUAUGUGGAAAUGUGAACCAUGUGGGUUUUUAUUAAUGUCAGAACAUAAAGAGCAGGAUCUGCUGAAUGAUUAAAAAUGUGCAUUUUUCCUCCAGUUUAACCACAAACUUUUUUUUAUUUUUUCAAAGUGGAUCUCCUCCACCUUCUCUCCUAAUCUCAGUAGGGUGUGCAGUGAUGGGCCCCUGCAGGGCUGAUAUCUUAUCAUAUAAAAGGCAACAAACAAAGGCUCAAAGUGACAUGUAGGACAAAAGCAACACUAUAGAGUUCUUUCUGGGGACCAAAGAAACACAAACGUGUUACAAUUCAUACACAUUUUCCUUCCAGACUGACCCAAUUUACACUCUCUGUGUCUGACUGGCUUCCUCAUCUGGUUAUUUAAUGAGGCCACAUCAGGCUAUUUUUGUUUGAACGCUGCUUUCAGCAAAGCGCGCCCCAGACACAUGCGGGGUCACGACAAGUUGUGGGACUCCCAAGAUAAAAGUUGUGACUUAGAGAGAACAGAUUAUUAUUUUUCCCCCUUGAUCUCAAAUUUGAUCUUCCCUUUAUUUGCACCAAAACGCGCAAAUGGAGACACCUGCGUGCCGACUCCUUGCGCGCGCCGCCGCGCUCCUGCUCUGUGCUGCAAACAUCAAAGAUCUGAACGCGUGUGGAAGCGCUCGCCUUGAGAGAGAGCCGGCGACCUUUUGAAGAGAUGAAGUGAGAGAAAAGCUUGGCUGCUCGUCAGCGAUCUUCCCACUUUUCGCAUUCGCCCGUGCGCAAUGGCACCGUGCGCUCCCGUCGCUGCUGCUGGCGUUGGAUGGAGCAGAGAUGGAACAACUUUAAACUCCGGAUGGAUUCGGCUUUUUCUCGAUGGCAUCUGAUAAAUCUUCUUCUGGAAAUCGGUAGCAGGUUUGCCAAACAUCUCACUUCCCAUGCCACCGGGACAUCUCCAUGGCGAUGUUUAGCAGCACAGAGCAGCUUUGGAAUGAGUCAGAGCACCUGGGAUGGGAUGAGAGGAAUGACAGCUCCAACAAAACAGGGAAAGAUGACGGAGAGCGCAACUACUACGCCAUGCUGUAUUCGCUGCUCAUCCUGGCUAUUGUUUUUGGGAAUGUCUUGGUUUGUCUGGCUGUUCUGAGGGAGCGUUCACUCCAGACUACCACUAACUACCUGGUGGUGAGCUUAGCAGUGGCCGAUCUGCUGGUGGCCUCCCUCGUCAUGCCCUGGGCUGUGUACCUGGAGGUGGUCGGCGGUGCCUGGCUUUUCAGCCGUCUCUACUGUAACAUCUUUGUCACGCUGGAUGUGAUGAUGUGCACCGCCAGUAUUCUCAACCUGUGCGCUAUCAGCAUUGACAGGUACACAGCUGUGGUAAUGCCCGUCUUGUACAACACCACCCACUGCUCCAGAAAGAGAGUCUUCGCCAUGAUCGCCACAGUGUGGGUCUUGGCCUUCGCCGUCUCCUGUCCUCUGCUGUUUGGCUUCAACACCACAGAUGACCCCAUGGUGUGUUCCAUCUCCAAUCCGGACUUUGUCAUCUACUCCUCUGUAGUGUCCUUUUACUUGCCAUUUAUUGUCACGCUGCUGGUCUACAUCCGCAUCUACGUCUUCCUGAGGAUGAGGCGGAAGAGGAUCGCCUUCGGACAGGCGAGCGGGAAAGUGCAGCCAGGCUCCACCCAUCCUUCAGUGGAAACCUGUUUACAAGAGGAGACACCCAAGGCAAAGCAGGACUUAUCUCCUAUCAGGAUUAAAGUGCAGAGUGUAGACUCGUCAGGACCUUCAAAGCCGAGUCUGCUCUCAGGCUGCCUGUGGCGCAAACGGCCCAAAACUGGACCAGCGGAGAACUCAGUGCUGCCCCCUGUGGACAUGCAGAACUACUGCAGCAUCAGCCACGCCUCCUGUGGCCGGACUGAGUUUGACCUGGAGCAGGGGCAGGAAGAGCAGGACGCAUCGGGCAGCAACCAACUCGAACUCCCCCCAAUCAGGCUGAACUGUGAAGUGAAGGAACUGUCAAACGGACGGACGCACACGUCGCUGCGGCCGAUAUCGCACUCUCACAACAAUCCGCGAUUCAGGAGCAUGCACGCCAGGGAGAAAAAAGCUACUCAGAUGUUGGCGAUUGUGCUCGGGGUGUUUCUCAUCUGCUGGCUACCUUUUUUUGUGACUCACAUUCUGAACACUCACUGCAGGACGUGCCGCAUACCUCCCGCGCUCUACGGGGCGUUCACCUGGCUGGGCUAUGUAAACAGCGCCCUCAACCCCGUCAUCUACACCACCUUCAACAUCGAGUUCAGGCGGGCCUUCAUCAAGAUUCUCAGCUGCUGAGGAGGAAGGGAAAAAAAUUUGGCAGCAGAUUAAAAUGGAAAUAAGGCUUCACGCUCCUGCAAUAACUCAGGCGUGGUGCCCUUUGUAAACAGUGACCCUGGAUGUAGGCUGGGGGGACGGCGGGAUAAUGUCGGCGGAACAAAGUUGAGGUUCACAACAAACUGUUUAUUUCUUACUUUAGCAAAGAAACUUUUUACAUCACAGCAUCAGGGCUGCUUUUCCAUUAAAACAGUAUUCCUCCUCUAACCGGACUCACAUUUUCACAUUCAUACAGUCUUAAUGACAGCAGAGGACUUGGGCUUUCUUUUGAUUAUGUCUUGUAUAGUAUGUGUUCAGGUCAAUAUGAGUUUAAAAAGCUUCUUUGGAGGCCAAAUGGAGUUUUAAGGCUGAUAAAUGGAUGUGCAGGCCAAUUCAUCGGAGGGCCCUGCACCUCCACAAAGUGUGGAUUAACUCCCUUCCAGAAUAACAUGACCUUCAGUUACACACCAGCACAUGCACAGUUCAGAACCUGCUUUAGACUCGCUGAAAGGACCGCACUGUCCACCAUCAAAGACUUGCAUCAUUUUCGAGAACACUUAUCGAUCUGGAAAGCUUUGUUGCUCAGUGUGGAUUCAUUGCAAUCAAAAAAAAAAUGUGUGGUGUUUGAUGUGAAAACACUUUUCACUUUUUUUUUUUUCCAAGCGGACCAUCUCCCUGCAGUUUGGAGCUGCCUGUUUUCGAAGGAGAAAAGCGCUUUGUAAUCUUUACAAAUCAAACAGGGUUGUAAAUUGUGUGGCGGGCCGCUCUGUCGUGAGCCGAAUAUUCACAGCACUGUGUUCGAAUAAAGACAAGAAAAAAAAAAGGA
Molecule: messenger RNA, 3325 nt
Organism: Oryzias melastigma (Indian medaka)
Lineage: Eukaryota; Metazoa; Chordata; Actinopteri; Beloniformes; Adrianichthyidae
Gene: drd3
Product: dopamine receptor D3
Exons: 8
Coding region: 1111-2481 (456 amino acids)
Biological process (GO): adenylate cyclase-activating adrenergic receptor signaling pathway
Cellular component (GO): membrane
Molecular function (GO): G protein-coupled receptor activity; dopamine neurotransmitter receptor activity, coupled via Gi/Go
Source: RefSeq, a predicted model, not a curated record